This is a messenger RNA of Caenorhabditis elegans, 1523 nucleotides long. It is a transcript of the gene C34H4.2, whose product is annotated as CUB_2 domain-containing protein. The record is from RefSeq and is marked reviewed. Bases 74 to 1423 code for a protein of 449 amino acids. NCBI's taxonomy places the organism in Eukaryota, Metazoa, Nematoda, Chromadorea, Rhabditida, Rhabditidae. The transcript is spliced from 6 exons.
AAAAUUGGUUUAAAUUAGAUGGAGAACAGGGCGUUUUCAGCGCAUACUCUACAUUUUUGAAACUCGCGAAAAAAUGCGGUUCUGCUUUUAUUUUGCUUUAUUUUCAUGUCUUGUCAUAAAUAUUCUCGCAGAUCCUAUGAUUUUGGAUUUGAAGUCUUAUAAAAAUGGCACCGUGUACCAGGUGGCAAAUUUAGAAGAUUCUGCGAAUCUUUACGUUGCUUCCGAUGAUGAUCCUUCCAACCUUAGGUUAAUACAAAUUAUCACUGGAGGGAAUACCUAUUCUCUAGCAGACUUGGUUUCCACACCACAAAAGAUUACGAUCAGCGGGGGUCUAACGAUCACCUCAACUAACCCGGACGCGGUGACCUACGCCCUGACAGGCUAUAUCUAUGUGACAACAGCUCAGCAGGCUCAGGAUCCGCUGUUCAAAGUUUUGGUGGUGACAGGAGCUCACACGUUGAACGCCAACGGGGUUCAGGCAACUACAGUGAUUUUGAACACUGAGUUGGAGGUGCGAACGGAUGAUGCAGAUCAACCAACGAAGAGCUCCUAUGUCAGCAAUUUGAAAAUGACAAGUAACGAAAACCUGAAAUUCCACUGGGGAAUCCCGGCUGCUAAUUGGAAACAGGGGACAACAAAUAACACGUUCUUCAUGAAUCCCUACACUGAUGGUACCAAUACAAUGUUUUUCGAUCACACGGAACCUAUGCAGAUUGGGCUCGACUGCUGGUACAUCAUCUCGUCUGGGCCGGUUAGCAUGGGUGUGAAGAAUGAUUACGUGCCAAACCACAACUACACCACAACCGCCGCCAACACCACCGGCCUAUUGGUCAGCGGCAACUUCCUGUACCAAGAGCAUCAGGUGAACUUUCUACCAGAUCCAACUCGUUCGAGAACCGUCGGUACUUUUAUCACUGCAUACAUUCCACAAGGGGCCAAUGUUAACUUCACAUUUGUUGCCGCGGACGGGAGCUGGGUUCAGACUUUCGACAGCUCUAAGAACAACUCUCAACUGGCUUCUUCCUCGCCUUUAGCUGCACAAAAACUGAAUGUCAAGUCCAGUCGAAUUUUUGCAGGCACCUUUUAUUGCCAAUAUUUCGGGAUCAGUACUGCAAUGCUACCUAUUAGCUCUUCAUCUACCACUGUAACGAGCCCUGCAAUAAUAACCACAAGCCAAGGAGGAAAAGCCUCCACUACUCCGUCCUCAGCUCCUCCAGCUCCGGGAAGUUCGUCAGCAAGUCCUACAGGCACCAGUGGCUCCAGCGUCUCUCCUCCAGCUUCUGGGCCAACCACUUCUAUGCCAGCUCAAGCUUCAACCACACCCAGUGGAACAAUGGGAAGUACUCUCCAAACAACUACCAAAUUCUCCAGAUCUCCUUCGAUUCUUAUUUCAUCUUUCGCAAUUUUCUAUUUGAUUAUUUGAUUCGAUUAUGAAAUUUUGCGAAAAUGCCUAUAACACUUUGUUUGAUUAUUUGCCGGCAUGUCGCGACAGAUAAGGGAAAAAUGAAUAAAAGCACCAAGGA